Messenger RNA from Chelmon rostratus (copperband butterflyfish), 1632 nucleotides. Its product is annotated as probable flavin-containing monoamine oxidase A. The transcript is spliced from 12 exons. Bases 1 to 1632 code for a protein of 543 amino acids. Lineage: Eukaryota; Metazoa; Chordata; Actinopteri; Chaetodontiformes; Chaetodontidae. Gene Ontology annotation, molecular function: oxidoreductase activity. The record is from RefSeq and is a predicted model, not a curated record.
AUGACUGCAGAAAUUUUGGACGUUAUUAUUGUUGGUGCCGGACUGUCUGGACUGACUGCAGCUCAUUUGCUCAGAAAAAGGAAUGCCAAUCUGAGAAUACUGAUACUGGAGGGAAAAGACCGGGUGGGAGGUCGCACGCUGUCCACCGAAAUACCAGCAGCCAAUGGCGUCGAUCGCUGGGACCUUGGAGGGCAGUGGGUUGGCAGCACCCAAACACACAUCUUGGAGCUCAUAAAGGAGCUGCGCCUCGAGACUUACUCACAAUACAGCAUUGGCAAGAAGGUGCACCACAUAGGCGGGCCAGGUGCUAAAGUUCGCGCCUACAGAACCACUAUCCCUGCUCUAUCCACAGUUGUGCUAAUGGACCUCACUCAGCUCCUGUGGAAGAUUGACAGAUUGUGUGCCACAGUAUGUGUCCAGGAUCCUUCAAGGACACCCAACGCUGCUGAACUGGACAGUAUGACCCUGCACUCGUACAUUGAGAAGCAUGCUUGGACUGCAGAACUCAAAGAGGAGAUGGGACUGUGCAGCAGGUCUGUCUUCGGCAUGGAGCCAUCCCAGAUGUCCUUCCUAUUCUUCCUCAUGUAUGCUGCAGCAGCUGGAGGGCUACUGCCGCUGCUGGAGAACACUCCAGGUUCCGCUCAGGAACUCAAGAUAAAGGGAGGCACCCAACAGCUUUCAGAGUGCUUGGCAGAGCGUGUUGGGUGGAGGAAUGUCCAGCUGGGUUCUGCCGUGACGGCCAUAUGGCAGGAUGCUGAGUGGGCCAGGGUGACGACUGCCACCAACACCUUCUUGUGCAGAGCUGUGAUUGUCACCUGCCCCCCUCAUUUGGCAGCAAAGAUCCGCUACCAGCCAGCCCUGCCCAGCCAGAGAGAAUUCCUUACCCAGAACAUGCCUGUGGGCCACAUGAUAAAAUUCAUCAUCACCUACCAGACGGCUUUUUGGAAGGAGAAGGGCUUCUCUGGGGAAAUAGUGGCAGGGUCCUCCGAUGACUGUCCAUUCUGUGUUACCUUUGAUGCCACUAGCCCCAGUGGAAAUGCUGCUUUGGUAGGCUUCAUGGCCGGCCAGCUGGCUUCUCAGUGGAGCUCCAAGGAGAGUGGCGAGAGAAGAGAAGCUGUUCUCUCCAGUCUGGUCAAAUACCUAGGUCCUGAGGCUGCAUCUUUCAUCCACUAUGAAGAGAAAGAUUGGGCACAGGAAGACUACAGCGGGGGCUGCCCUGUUAAUGUCAUGGUACCAGGUCUGCUGACAUAUUACCACCCUAGCCUGAGGAAGCCCUGUGGCAGGAUCCACUGGGCAGGCACAGAGACAGCCACCCAGUGGUGUGGGUACAUGAGUGGUGCAGUACAAGCUGGUCAGCGAGCGGCUCUGGAAGUGCUGGCUGAACUCACCCCCAUGGUACUGACCCAGGAGGAGCAGGAGGCAGUGCAGCUCAGUGAAACUGAUCAGCAUCCUGCCAAACAAACACAAUCAUCCAAACUCACGUACCUCUCUACAAGCAAGGCUCUGGUCGUAGCAGCGCUGACAGUCAGUGCCGCUCUCUUGCUUGCGCAGCAUCAGAAUGCAUUGGUAAAGGUCAAAACUUACCUGACGAAUGCAUUUUCAACAACCAGGCACAAGAUGUUCCUCUUGUAA